Molecule: messenger RNA, 208 nt
Organism: Racocetra fulgida
Lineage: Eukaryota; Fungi; Glomeromycota; Glomeromycetes; Diversisporales; Gigasporaceae
Source: the annotation of a GenBank genome assembly
AUGGGUGUAGAAUCUCAAGAAAUUAUAGAUGUAGAAUUUCAAAAUGGUAUGGAUGUAGAAUCUCAAGAAAUUAUAGGUGUAGAAUUUCAAGAUGGUAUGGGUGUAGAAUCUAAAGAAAGUAUAGGUGUAGAACUUCAAGAUAGUAUGGGUGUAGAAUUUCAAGAUGGUGUAGAAUUUCAAGAUGGUAUGGGUGUAGAAUUUCAAGAUG